AUGUGGCUCAUCCAGCUGGCCAUUGAAUAUGGCGCGCCCAUCUUGUACGCUUCGAAUUCACAAAUAGAGCCAUUCGAGGAUUUUUGUACUAAUUCUGUUUCGCUGCGCAGCCUAAUCACAUCACCCCUCACCUCCUACCUCGACCAGAUCCUCAGCAUUCAUCGGAAUAGGAGUUCGGCGGGUUUCUCGCUGGACAUUCCAUUGAUUAUGCUUGUCGCGUCGAUCCUCAAGGUCUUCUACUGGUUUGGAGAGUACUACUCUGGCGCUUUGCUGGCGCAGGCCGUGGUGAUGAUCGCCGUUCAGGCGGCGCUCCUCAAAGUUGCGCUCGACAACCGACCGAAGGAUGCAGCCGAACAUGCCCCUUUCAGCGGCGUGAAAGAUGGCUUCCAGCGUCCGUACAAAUUCUGGCAGUGGCGUGAUACCAAGCCUUACUGGGCAUUUCUGGGCUACUUUGUCGCCGCGCUGACCGUGAUCCACCUUACCCCGAUCUCCAGCCUCAACACCUACAUCAGCCUGCUGGGCUGCAUUGGUCUCGCUGUCGAGGCCACCCUCCCGGUCCCCCAGAUCCUCGCCAACCACCGGUCGGGCUCGUGCAAGGGUUUCCGCCUGUCCGUCCUCGCAGCUUGGAUUAUUGGUGACAGCAUGAAGAUGAGCUACUUUUUCAUGAGUGCCGAGCCCAUCCCCUGGGCUUUCAAGCUGUGCGGUAUGUUCCAAUGCGUAUGCGACUGCUACUUGGGCAUCCAGUAUUGGAUGUUCACGCACGGCUCUGGCAAGGCUGCAGGCAGCUCCCAGGAGGACGAGGAGGAGAAGGAAAUUCGGCUGAACCGCAUCGGUUAA
Molecule: messenger RNA, 837 nt
Organism: Penicillium argentinense
Lineage: Eukaryota; Fungi; Ascomycota; Eurotiomycetes; Eurotiales; Aspergillaceae
Product: PQ-loop repeat-containing protein
Exons: 3
Coding region: 1-837 (278 amino acids)
Biological process (GO): phospholipid translocation; retrograde transport, endosome to Golgi
Cellular component (GO): endosome; trans-Golgi network
Source: RefSeq, a predicted model, not a curated record